UACACCGUUUGCUUUCAUGUAAAGUCAGUCCUGUCGCUCAUAAUAUAUAUUUUUAUGAAAAAAAAUGUAUCGUUCUCGCCUCGUUUUGGGAAACAUAUUUGUACAAUUUUAACGCAUUGUCUGCGUUGAGUAUUUGUACACUCGCAUGUGUUUCAUCAAAAGCGCGAAAUGUAAAGAUGGAAGAGGACAUAUUGGAAGCUAAUCAAGAUAAAUCGAACGAAAAAAGACCUCAGUUUGGCAACAGAAUACUAUCUAACUAUACCAAUGUAUUUCAACACAAUUCGUGGGACAAUGUUACAUGGGACGAAGAACAGCAAAAAUUAGCUCAACAAAAAGUAAACCAAAAUUCGAUAGUGACGUUUCCGGAUGAAAAGAUCUGGGAGUAUGAACAUGAAGCUAAUAAAUAUUGGGAUAAAUUUUAUGGAAUACACGAGAAUAAAUUUUUCAAGGAUAGGCACUGGCUAUUUACUGAAUUUCCAGAGCUAGCCAUGACCAAUGUAAAACAAAAUAUUAAACAGCCUCUGAGAUCUGUGUCCAAGGACAUGGACGGAAAUAGCACAGAAACUCAUAUUAAAAUUCUCGAUCUACCUAGUUCUAAUGGGAGUAAAAUUUUGGAGAUUGGCUGUGGGGUAGGAAACACAGUGUUUCCGAUACUUUUGUACAACACGGAUCCAAAUUUAUUUGUAUAUUGUUCCGACUUCUCCACGAAAGCAAUAGACAUACUGAUGCAGAAUCCUUCGUACGAUACAUCCAGGUGUAAGGCAUUUGUUCUAGAUGCGACGCAAGAAGAAUGGGAAACACCUUUUGAACCAGAAAGUCUGGACAUUGUAGUGCUAAUAUUUGUUCUUUCGGCUAUAAAUCCAAACAAAAUGAAACAUGUUAUACAACAGGUGUACAAAUAUUUAAAACCAGGUGGAUUAGUUUUGUUUAGGGAUUAUGGGAGAUACGAUUUAGCCCAACUGAGAUUCAAACAGGGCAGUUGCCUUGCAGAAAAUUUUUAUGCCAGAGGGGAUGGAACCAGAGUAUAUUUUUUUACACAAGAAGAAGUUAAGACACUAUUCGCGAGUUGCUGCUUUGUGGAAGAACAAAAUUUAGUAGACAAGAGGCUGCAAGUUAAUAGAGGGAAACAGCUUAAAAUGUAUAGAGUAUGGAUUCAAGGAAAAUAUAGAAAAUAAAUUGAACAUGUUAUU
Messenger RNA from Colletes gigas, 1190 nucleotides. It is a transcript of the gene Mettl2, whose product is annotated as tRNA N(3)-methylcytidine methyltransferase METTL2. The record is from RefSeq and is a predicted model, not a curated record. The transcript is spliced from 5 exons. Gene Ontology annotation, molecular function: tRNA (cytidine-N3)-methyltransferase activity. NCBI's taxonomy places the organism in Eukaryota, Metazoa, Arthropoda, Insecta, Hymenoptera, Colletidae. The coding region runs from base 177 to 1175 and encodes 332 amino acids.